UAAACCCAUGGAUAUUAGAACCUCAUAUGGAACCAGAGCGAAGAGUCUAAAAAUUUUUGACAGAGCCACGUUCAACAGCGCUGCUUAGCCUCUCCACAUACUAAGAUGUCUAAUUUAAGGCAAGCGGGCGGCAGAGGAACCAUGACGACGCUGCGCACAGCGCUGCUCCUCACCGUACUCGUGCUGGGCUGCAAUGGCCUCGUUAAAGAUAUUGCGGAUGCCUCCCCUUUGGACAAUCUUAGAUUAAAAUCUACAAAAGAUGUCCUCGCAACUCAGGAGAGAAUGAAAGAAAUGAACGAAACGAAAUCCACUGAAUUUGGUAACUUUGCUAAAACUAAAGUACAUCAAGCAUUAAGGAAAAGUGGAGCAUGGUUCUCGAAUGCCGUCCUGCCAUUCAGACAUUUCUGGAACAGUCAAGUUAAUUUUAACUCAAAUUUUCUCGCAAGGUUUAAUCUACAAAACUUAUUUUGGUCAAAACAAACAGAUUCUAAUCAAUUAAAUCGAUCAAAAGAGAUUCAAACAGUGACUGAAAUCGACUUGAGUUUCAAUGAGCACUUUAUAAAACAUUCUGGCAAGAAAAACAUCACUUUUGGAACAGAAAAUGUCGGGAGUUCACACGAUUUACACGCAGAAUUUGAAACCGAUAAAGACCAUCAUGGACUUGUUGGCACAGGCAAGCUCUUAGAACGUCAGCCAUUCAAGGCACGGAAAUUGCAAUUGAAACUAGUGAAAAAUGAAGCGAACCCGCUGGUGAUUGAAGAACAAUUACCAUAUAUUACGAGAGAACAGAGACAAAUAGAUCACAAUUUAAUCUCAAACGUGCAACGUAUUUUUUCUAAACUACUUGGCUCUAAAUUUGCGAUUCCAGUUAAUCCUCAGCAAAUCAUGAACAAUAAUUAUUCGACUCCCCAGCGAUUGUCAAAAUCGAGCGGUAGUUUUUUAACCAAGUUUUUCAGCUACUUCAUGGGUUCCACUGAUAAUCAAGAUGACAGUGACGACAAAGAUCUGGAAAUUGAACUUGAAACCGAAAACAAUUUAGUAGAUGAAGCCUCAACAGAUCUGAUGGGGCAGCGAAUCCUAGAAAAACUUGAACCCGUAUUAACCGACACCUUCGGACAUUCCAAUUUUAGUGUAGGAGAACUCCUCGAAGUACUGCAAAAUCCCAGUGGCAUUGAAGAAAAGCUUCUGUCUAGGACAUCAAUCGAGCACGCUCGAGAGCUUGUCGACGUUUUUAGCUUCUAUGAAGGCUUGUCACUUUCCAACAUGGUAGAAAGUUUAUCGAAAACAAACCCUUCCUCUGUAUCUGAAUAUUUGAGUAGAGUCGGAUCUGAAGUUCGCAGCUCACUCCAACAAAUCUGGAAUCUAAGUUUUUCUCCGGACAUCGAGAGUACAGACUUACCUGCGGAUGAAAGAGAUGUUCCAUCCUUGCUUCAAAAUCCGCAACCAAAGAACAUCAACAUUUCAUUCGCAAUCUCCACUUCGCCCAAAAAUUACACAUUUGUUGGAGCGUUCCCGAAAUUUAAUUUUACCUCUCCCUUCCUCAACAUCACCAAGCCUGCAUUCAUCAACAACAAUACGGGUCUACUUCUCGGACUGCCGCUGCUCGCAGCUCUGACCGCUGGGGCUCUCCUUGGCUUAGGAGGAGUGCUUGCAAUUUUGAUUGCGUCUCAUAUUCAUUACAAAGACAAAGAUAACGAUUAUGAAGGUUACGGAGACGAAGGGUACGGUCAUACAGGAUAUGAUGGAGGCCACGUUAUUGUUGCCGUGCCAACAGACGAUGGUUACGGUAAAAAAUCGAAAAAAUCAAGACCAAAAGUCACCAGGCAUAAGACAGUUCGAGGAAGAAUUCAGAAGGCGAGGACAACAAAAGUGAGGCCAUCGUACGGAACCAUACACUCUGCUCCCAAAAAGAAAGGAGGUGGAGGUUAUUCGCAUCGUAAGAGGAUCCAAAAGGGCGAUUCUUACUUCUAUGAUGACCCUGAAGACUCGGGCUUGUACACUCGUUCAUUGGAAUUCCCUGACUGGCAAUACGCGAAGAAAGAUGAACAACCGCGGUAUGUGCGACUGUCAUCACGGGAAAUAAAAAAAAAUUCCCCAAUCAUGGAUAGUUCUCGUCUAUUUGAUUCGUCGCAUAAAGAAGAUAAACAAUCCCAAGAGUAUAAAUGGGUGUACACAGCUCGAGACUCGAAAGAAAAACGACAGAAGAAUGAAUAUCACAAAGAUAAAAUUUAUGAGUCUUCAGAAGGAUCUCGCCAUGAAAAACGAGACGUUUUCGAAUCGUGGGAAAGAGGAAGAAAGGAAAUUUACAAACCCUUGACUAAGUAUAGCAGUCAGGAGGAAGUCAAAGAUGGAUCCGAUGAGAGGCCACGAGCUGAUAAGCCUUUCCGAGGUACUCUGGUAUUGGAAGAAAUGGGUUCACUUGAAGAUAUCUUGUAUCGAGGAAAUACGAAGAAAAGACAACAAAGUAAAAGAAAAAAUAUCUCGAAACGAAAGUCAGGGUCAGAAAGAGACAGCAUUGGCCAAUACGCUACUCAGGUGGACACGAUCAUUCCAAGCAAAGAUAAACCUCUCAGCGAAGUUGGCAACAUUCCAGGGAUUGAAUGGAAUUUGGAGUCAUCCGCAGUAAGCCCGGAAGGCGUCAGCGUCAAAGAUCUGGUAAUCGAGUCGAACAGCCCACUGAAUGAAGAAUGGGGUUCGAGCCAAAGAGCCAAUUCGGGUGGCGGUGGAGUUCUGAAAUCAGACGGAGCGAUGGACGCUCGUCGUAAGCUAAAUGUUUUAUUGGAUCGCUAUCGGCAAUACACUCGAAAUGUAUUCACUGCUGAAAAUCGUAAUGGUGUUCCUUUGGCCAGUCAUCUGACGGCCAACAGCUACGGGAACGUCAGUACUUCAGACCAAGUUAUUACUAAUGAAACGAAUAAUACGCCUUUCCAGCGACGCCUUUUGAGUGUAGAACCCGAGCACUCCGAACCACAAAAGUUUUCCUCAGCAAGUUCAUUGCAAACAUCCGCUUCUUCGGUUCAUCUUAUUAAAUCUGUGUUAGACACUCCGUUGCCGGAAAUGCCACACACAACUCGUGUGCGCUCGAGAUCUACCGCCGCCUCUCGAAGGACCUCCGAUACUACAACAUCAUCAGUCACUGCCGCGCCACCAGGAGAGCAGCUCUUCAGCCAACAGCGGGUGCAAGAACAGCGCGAGUAUCGCGUACCUCCAGGCAGGAGGUUCAGACUAGCACCUCCAUUGAACAUGCCGUAAGUUUCGGGAAAAUGAAAAUUUAAUUUUUCGCAAUUAAUUACAUGCAUGCGACUUCAAUGAAAUUGAAUUAUUCAUGAAUUUUAAUUUUAGUUUUAAUUUUAGUAGUCAUCUACACUUAUAUUUGAUCGUGUUUCCUACCUAAAAGUUAAUGGAUUUUUUUUAAACAACUCAGUUGCUGUUGGAAUUUCACUCAUUAAACGAAAGAACAUCACCGGAACAUUCGAUUUGAAUAAUUUAGUAUCAAUCUUAUUAGCAAUCGACUGAAUAAGUAAACAUCAUACAUUUCAUGGCAUUCUUGAUUUCUAAUUCGUAUAGGUUAAUACCUGCAGGCCAGUCGAUUAUACACUUAAGCAAACUUGAUUAACAAGCCUAUAUGAAUAAAUUACUAGAAAACUCUGAUAUCCA
This is a messenger RNA of Hyalella azteca, 3657 nucleotides long. RefSeq lists its product as uncharacterized. The transcript is spliced from 4 exons. Bases 106 to 3252 code for a protein of 1048 amino acids. The record is from RefSeq and is a predicted model, not a curated record. Lineage: Eukaryota; Metazoa; Arthropoda; Malacostraca; Amphipoda; Hyalellidae.